This is a messenger RNA of Dipodomys spectabilis (banner-tailed kangaroo rat), 1779 nucleotides long. It is a transcript of the gene Dusp5, whose product is annotated as dual specificity phosphatase 5. The record is from RefSeq and is a predicted model, not a curated record. Lineage: Eukaryota; Metazoa; Chordata; Mammalia; Rodentia; Heteromyidae. Bases 214 to 1365 code for a protein of 383 amino acids. The transcript has 4 exons. Gene Ontology annotation, cellular component: nucleus; cytoplasm. Gene Ontology annotation, molecular function: MAP kinase tyrosine/serine/threonine phosphatase activity; protein tyrosine/threonine phosphatase activity. Gene Ontology annotation, biological process: protein dephosphorylation; negative regulation of MAPK cascade; endoderm formation.
UGGGGGGGAGGACAGCGAGUGGUUCAGGCUGGGUGCCGAGCGGAGCGUGCGGGGCGGGAAGCAGCAGCGGAGCGGCUCCCACCGGCGCUGGGUUCCGUCGGCCGGCCGCAGCCCCGCGAGUGGCCCUCCUCCCGUACCUCGCCCGCCGGCACCCUGGCCGUGGGCACUUGCGGAGCGCUUGGCGCGGGGCCGCUGAGCAGCGGCGGCGGCGGCAUGAAGGUCACGUCGCUCAACGGACGCCAACUGCGCAAGAUGCUCCGCAAGGAGGCGGCGCGCUGCGUGGUGCUCGACUGCCGGCCUUACCUGGCGUUCGCCGCCUCGAGCGUGCGCGGCUCCCUCAACGUCAACCUCAACUCGGUGGUGCUGCGGCGGGCCCGGGGCGGCGCGGUGUCGGCGCGCUACGUGCUGCCCGACGAGGCGGCGCGCGCGCGGCUGCUGCAGGAGGGCGGCGGCGGCGUGGCGGCCGUGGUGGUGCUGGACCAGGGCAGCCGCCACUGGCAGAAGCUUCGCGAAGAGAGCGCCGCGCGCGUGGUGCUCACCUCGCUGCUGGCCUGCCUGCCGGCCGGCCCGCGGGUCUACUUCCUCAAAGGAGGAUAUGAGACCUUCUACUCAGAAUACCCUGAGUGUUGUGUAGAUGUAAAACCCAUCUCACAAGAGAAAAUCGAGAGUGAGAGAACCCUCAUCGGCCAGUGUGGAAAGCCAGUACUCAGCCUCAGCUACCGGCCAGCUUAUGAUCAGGGUGGCCCUGUUGAAAUCCUUCCCUUCCUCUAUCUUGGAAGUGCCUACCAUGCAUCCAAGUGCGAGUUCCUCGCCAACCUGCAUAUUACAGCCCUGCUGAAUGUCUCCCGCCGGACCUCCGAGGCCUGCACAACCCACCUACACUACAAAUGGAUCCCUGUGGAAGACAGUCACACAGCUGACAUUAGCUCUCAUUUUCAAGAAGCAAUAGACUUCAUUGACUGUGUCAGGGAAAAGGGAGGCAAAGUCCUGGUCCAUUGUGAGGCAGGAGUCUCGCGUUCCCCCACCAUCUGCAUGGCUUACCUCAUGAAGACCAAGCAGCUCCGCCUGAAGGAAGCUUUCGAUUACAUGAAGCAGAGGAGGAGUGUGAUCUCCCCUAACUUUGGCUUCAUGGGCCAGCUCCUGCAGUACGAAUCUGAGAUCCUGCCUUCCACGCCCAAUCCCCAGACCCCCUCCUGCCAGGGAGAGGCUGCAGGCUCCUCAUUUAGAGACCAUUUGCAGACACUGGGCCCUGACAUGCAGGGUGCCUACUGCACAUUCCCUACCUCAGUGCUGACAUCUAUGCCCCCCCACUCCGCCGUCACAGAGUUCCACAGGAGCCCGGCGGCCACAGCCACAUCCUGCUGAGACUCAGGAAGGGAUGGGUGCCAGCCCAGCCUCAAGAGAAACUGUGAUUUUGUUUUUUAAAACUCGUGGACAUUUCAUACCUGUGCAAUACUGAAGACCUCUGUCGCACCGGCCCAGGGAGCUAGUGAAGGGGUCACCAGGCUUGCAAACAACUUCACACUGACCUCGAGGAUGGGUUCUGGGGACUGAAGGAAGGCCAAGCCAUUAGGAGAGCACACUGUGCUGACUACUGUACUUCCAGACCCCUGCCCUCAGGCCCGCCCAGUCCUCACUUCAGAGUUGGCCUUUUCAUUUCAAGCAUAAGGCAAUAAGUCCCUGCAGUGCUGUGGAAGCCAGAAGCUGCUGGUCAGGCCAGGAGAAAAGGCAGCCGGGAAGCCGAUCCAUUUUGAAGAAAGCACAAUUUCCAUCUUCUUU